Molecule: messenger RNA, 1705 nt
Organism: Linum trigynum
Lineage: Eukaryota; Viridiplantae; Streptophyta; Magnoliopsida; Malpighiales; Linaceae
Source: the annotation of a GenBank genome assembly
UUCUUGAUAAACAUUUUAUAUAAUCAUGUUGAGCAUUGAUUAGUUCCAAUAAUUCUAAUCAAUCUGGAGAUCCAUAAAGGAAUGGACAACCCAUCGAACGGCCAUCAUUUCCUGUCAUUCCCGCUUAUCCUACGCCGCGAGGCAGCAGAUCAUUCCCACCAAUCCACCGAAAUCUCUCUCUAAUCUUUGUCUUCCUCACCGUUGCUUUGCCUUUGCGCUUUACUUAGCAGAACGGAUUCUUUCCUUCCACUGCUCUCUUUUCUCUCAAGACUAUCGUUUUUGUCCACAAAAAAAAAGGAAACGUUCCAACAAAUGGCUGCAAAUCUCUCCCUCCGGCCCAGCCACCGCUUCUCCCCCGGCUGUGGCUCUUCUUCUUUCCUCCGGCCGCCUUCGGCGCCCAUACCCGCUGCUCUGAAGACAAUACAGUCCUUCCGCAGCCAGCCAUGGAGGGUAUCGAUUUCCCCCGCGGGGGCUCGGCGGAGGAUUCUGGCCGCGAGCGCCAGAGCCGACGAUUCGGCGCCGUACGGGAUGUCGCUGGAGAGCGCGCUCAAGCUGCUCGGUGUCGCCGAGGGAGCUUCCUUCGACGAGGUCCUUCGCGCCAAAAACUCGAUUCUCGCCACUUGCAAAGAUGACAAGGACGCAAUUGCUCAGGUUGAAGCUGCGUACGACAUGAUCCUUAUGCAAAGCCUAUCUCAACGUCGGGCAGGGAAAGUAGCAAACAGUCGAAUUCGUUACGCUGAUGUGACUCCCGUGAGCACUCCAGGAGGAAGGAUGGGUGGAGCAAUGCCCCAAUGGCUGCAGACUACAGUCAAGAAUCCACCCAUCUCAGUAGAGGCACCACCAACUACCGAUUUGGGAAUACAAGCCAGUGUAUAUGGAGCCCUAAUGGUCCUGACUUAUGCAAACGGAGCUGCCACCUCAUCCGUGGUGCCCUAUGCUGCAGCUGACGUCCCCGGGCUGCUCCUUGCCACGAGUUUGGGAGCUUCGUUAUACUUCAUGACCAAGAAGAAGGUUAAACUAGGUAAGGCGACUGUGAUUACAUUGGGAGGGCUUGUCGCAGGUGCUGUGGUGGGUUCGGCGGUUGAGAGCUGGCUACAGGUUGAUAUUGUCCCGUUUCUCGGCCUCCACUCUCCAGCGGCGGUGGUUAGUGAGUUCAUUCUGGUGUCUCAAUUCUUGGUCUCCCUGUACCUAAGGUAGGAGGAGGGUUAGAAGGGAAGCGAACAUCUACUGCUGUAACACCUGUAAUUACUCAAAUUGCAUGAUCAUAGCCAAGCCUUUUAUUUUGGUUUUCUCCUUGGUAGGAUGUGUAUCUUUGCACCUUUGUAUAAACUGCAAUUUAGAAUGUAGUUGGGGUAUACUUGUGUUAAGUUAUAUAAUUGGUUUUUAUGGUUUAUAGCAAACAUCUCUUUUGAGAAUGGAGGCUCAAAUUUGAUCGUUACACUGAAGUUCUUUGUUUCCCCCUACCAAUAGAUUUCUCAGUACUCGGUAUUAUCAAGACAUCGAAGCUAAUUUUUCGUAUCGAAAAUUUUCUUAGUUUUCAUAAUCAGACUGGACACAUCAAACCAAAUAUUCAACGGAUAACAACCACUUGAUUCACUUAUGAUUGUGCAAAUAAACAAAUUGACUCGCUUUUGCGAUGGCCAAUUGAUUUGACGGUUCUACUGCUCCGACUGGAUGACGGUUCUAACAAAAAGGAUUAAUUUCA